Messenger RNA from Diabrotica virgifera virgifera (western corn rootworm), 453 nucleotides. RefSeq lists its product as uncharacterized. NCBI's taxonomy places the organism in Eukaryota, Metazoa, Arthropoda, Insecta, Coleoptera, Chrysomelidae. The coding region runs from base 7 to 447 and encodes 146 amino acids. The transcript has 3 exons. The record is from RefSeq and is a predicted model, not a curated record.
UAAGAAAUGUCGCAAAAAAAAUUUAAUCCGAAACAAAAAUCGACUCCUCUCAGAAGAUCACGUUCGACAACCAGUCUUGGAAUUAGUUUUAAUGAACAGUUAAAUUUACGUGACACCAAAUCAUAUUCAGGACAGAUGGAUGAUACCAAAAGUGUUAGCUCAGAGGAGAAUGAGAUCACUCCUAGAAAAACUCCUGACUUGUCACCUAGGGGAGAAUCAGUUAUAAUUGAAGAGAUAGAAACUAUGGAUAGGGUGCUCAAUAAGAUAGUACGAAUACCAGCAAAGAUAUUAUUGGAGCGUGGAAGGAGUCAUAUGCUACACGAGGUGGCCCACACUUGGAAAAAAGACUGCAGAAUGUGGUUGUGGAAAAACAGCCUAGAAAUGAAGAGCAAGAGAUCAAUUGCUGAUAAACUGAUUGGUGGGUCUAAAUGUAAUAAAUACGUUUGAAAAUUG